Messenger RNA from Sebastes umbrosus (honeycomb rockfish), 1184 nucleotides. RefSeq names its product monocyte to macrophage differentiation factor 2-like. Gene Ontology annotation, cellular component: membrane. Bases 343 to 975 code for a protein of 210 amino acids. Gene Ontology annotation, molecular function: pore-forming activity. Lineage: Eukaryota; Metazoa; Chordata; Actinopteri; Perciformes; Sebastidae. The record is from RefSeq and is a predicted model, not a curated record. The transcript is spliced from 6 exons.
AGCAUCAAGCCCACCACCGUGCAGGGACAGCGGCUGUCCCCCUUUGGAGACAAGUCCCCCAGACGCCCACACUUCCGGACUGGAGCCUCUGGAGUGCAGCUGCUGGGUCGGGAUGCUGCGUCCGUCUCCCGGUGCUCCCGGUGCUGCUGCUGCUGCUGCUGCUGCCAGAGAGACAUGAGGAUAAUAAGACGACGACGAUGCUCGUUACGUUACAUUAGAGCUGCCACGUUACAUCCCUGAAGUGGUCAUUCGCUCAUCACUCAGAGAGAGAGGGGAUCCAGGCUUUAGCCAUAUUAUACAUACUGUCUGUCUGCUGUCAACUGUUGCUGAUUGUCACUGUAAAUGAAUCUUAUAAGGUUUAUGAACAACCGUGUUCCUCCUAACAAGAGAUACCAGCCCACAGAAUAUGAGCAUGCUGCCAACUGUGCCACGCAUGCGUUAUGGAUAAUCCCCAGCCUGCUGGGCAGCUCACUGUUGCACUUCCAGUCAGAGGACCAAUGGGAGCGGCUGUCGGCCUGGGUGUACGGGGCGGGGCUCAGCUCGCUCUUCAUCAUCUCCACCCUGUUCCACACUGUGGCCUGGAAGAAGAGCCACCUACGGCUGAACCUGCGGGAGCUGGGUCCCUGGGGGUGUCACAUGCGCUGGCUGGUUUGGGUCAUGGCCUCGUUUGGAACCACCUACGUCUUCUUCUUCCAUGAGAGGUAUAAGAUCACAGAGUUGAUCUGCUAUACGGUGAUGGGAGUAUUUCCUGCCCUGGUCAUCCUCUCAAUGCCGGAGCAGUCGGGGUUGUGUGAGCUGCUGGUGGGCGGAGCCUGCUACUGUCUGGGGAUGGUCUUUUUCAAAAGCGAUGGCAUUGUCCCAUUCGCUCACGCCAUCUGGCACCUGUUUGUAGCGAUGGGAGCAGCCAUACAUUAUUACGCCAUCUGGAAGUACCUCUAUGCCCAGCCACCCAAUCAGGUCCAGACCUCCAGAUGACAUCAGCGCUGACCUCUCAGGAAGUAGCUCCUCCGAUUGAGCAACUUUCAAGGGGAUGAUGCGAGCUGUGUCCCAAAUCAACGGUUGCCUCCUUUUGAAAGCAAGUGGGCCGAACAUCCUCCCCAAAUAAGACGGUGACGCAUCACAGUAAAAAAAACUAAAGAUGCAUUUAAGUGAUCCUUCUCAACUCAUAAAGUAAAAAAACAAAA